AAUCAAUACAGGCGCGCGCAUUUUUCAUUGGACGUUGAAUUUGACAAUUAGCUUACGUCACUUGCAUGUCCGGUACCCCGUUGUCGAGGCGGUCGAUCGAAUAAACAAAAAAGUGAUACCUACGUAAACAACAGUAAACAAAACGAAAUUCAUCAUUGAUUCAUUCAGGAAAAUGUCUAAAGUGACCAAUGUGAAUUCUAGUUUAGCGUAUGAGAUAUUAUUAUAUCUAAACAGUUUUUAUCUGGGGAUGUUUUUCGUGUGUGAAGUGGCAAUGGGAAUAUUAAAAGCUAUCAAUGUUUCUUAUCCGGAAAAUGCUUUGAUAACAGAAGCCGGUAUAUUUAGUGCUUUGUGUCUCGUUGAAGUUAUACGCAUAUUCUUGGGACGAAGAGGAAAUUUAGCCAGUAAGAAAGUGCCAGUAUUUUUCUCAGUAGUGUUGACAAUACCUUCUGCUGUGGGUGUAUGCUACUUCCUGAUCUACCAAACAUACAUUCUACGCUUGGAGUAUAUUUGGUGUGCUGUAAUGUUGAUGUUCCAUGCUCUAGAGCUCGCCUUUGCCAUCUUGUUCAUUGUUACAGUAUGCAAACAUCAACAAUAUGAAUAGAAUUUAUUUACGACCAUGCCAAAAAGAUUUUGAUGCCAAAAUGUGAUGACUGAAUUUAAAAAUGUACUAGUCUAUGGCUUAAAAAAUAGUUUUAAGUUUAUUAUACCAAAAUAUUUACUAAGUGUGUUUGUGCCUCCCUUUUGAAAAAGCUUCCUAAUUUUAUUGAACUAAGGCUUUUGUAAAAAGCCAUAAAAAAUAAUAAAUAGGACAUCUUUUAGGAAUAAGUGUUAAGAACUUUUUGUCUAAUUGUUUUAGUAGUAAUUAUUAAAAGUAUUAUAGGUAUAGCCUAUAGAAAACAACUCCAUUUUUAUAUUGUGCAACUCGCCAUUUACUUUAACAGAUACUUAUGAAAAACUAGUACAAAAUUAAUAGUUAAAUUUACUAGUUCCGAUAAUAACAUAUGUCUUUACACUGUGUUUACGUUAACAGUAUUUACACUGUCGCUGUCGACCUACAUUCUAAUACUUUUUUUUGUGCUCUAAUUAUUUUUGAUUAAUUUUAAUUGCAAACACUGUCUAUAAUUCAUGACAUAAUUCAGUAACUGUGCCCUGAGGCCCCCUUUACUUGCCGAUAAUCGUUAAUAAGCCUUGCCAUCAUGUAUUUCGAGACUUUAUAAUUAUACAUCAUUUCUUUUGACUUGUUAAAGAUAUGUUUUAAAAGGUAAAUUAGAAAACCUAAUAGACUCGUAUACUUAAAUAAUUGCACAUCUAAUAAGCAUGCCUCCAACCCAGCAACUAAGUUGUCAUUUAAAUAUGUAGUUUUAAUAGUGUCAUAUGGUAUUUUUCAUAACAUCAAACAUAAAGCUGAAGGUGGGGGGUCAGCGCUUGGUCCACUCGAGGUUAGUGGUAGGCAAAUUCGAAACAACGCCGCGCCGGAGCCGUGCUUUUUAGAUGAUUAUACAAUUAAUUGUGCCUACUUGAAAUAAAUAAUUAUGUAGUGCGGCCCUAAUAAAAGGUCUACUAGCAUUUUUAGACUAGACUUUAUUGUAGUGACUACGUUAGUGUACCCCAUUUUGAACUUAUUUGAUUAUUUUUCUGUACUCUAUGUAAAAUUAUCUUGAACGAAAGCUCAAUUUUGUAGUUCCGACUAUAUAAUUAAAAAUAAAAAAAUGCAUACUA
Molecule: messenger RNA, 1719 nt
Organism: Spodoptera litura
Lineage: Eukaryota; Metazoa; Arthropoda; Insecta; Lepidoptera; Noctuidae
Product: transmembrane protein 216
Biological process (GO): non-motile cilium assembly
Cellular component (GO): ciliary transition zone
Source: RefSeq, a predicted model, not a curated record